Molecule: messenger RNA, 3954 nt
Organism: Pediculus humanus corporis (human body louse)
Lineage: Eukaryota; Metazoa; Arthropoda; Insecta; Psocodea; Pediculidae
Product: toll, putative
Exons: 2
Coding region: 1-3954 (1317 amino acids)
Biological process (GO): signal transduction
Molecular function (GO): protein binding
Source: RefSeq, a predicted model, not a curated record
AUGUUGUCGCAAAAACGUGGACCGCAGAGUUGUUGCGGACACGUUUUUUUAGUCGUCGCAUUUUUUCUCGCGAUUCCCGCGACGGCAAAAUAUGAACCGCCGAGCGAUUGCGUUUGGUCUUCCGGUAACGAAACGACGAGUAGUAAAAUGACCGUGUCGUGCACAUAUAAAAACUUAGACGUGAACGGUUUGACCUCUUUGCAACCGGAUGGAAUCCUUCGACUCACGGUUACGUGUCGGGAAAACGUUUUUCACGAGAGUUUCGUUCCACCCGCUGUGAACAGGCUCCUUCACUUGGAAGAAUUGACUUUGGAUUCAUGUAAAAUUCUCAAGUUGCUUCCCAUCGGUUUCGACGGACUCAGAGAAUUGAGAAAAUUAUCAGUGCACACGAGAAAUUCGGAUUGGUCGCAGGGAAAAGUUUUAGACGUGUCGGAGGGUUCGCUAUCCGGUUUGAAAGAACUUCACGUAUUGGAUUUGGGUUGGAGUAACAUAAAAGCCAUACCCGACGAAGUUUAUUGUCCUCUCGUAAAUCUUCAAACUUUAAAUUUAACGAGAAACCGAAUUAGGGAUGUGAAUAAAAUUGGAUUCGGUACGAGGAUAUCGAGGGAAUCCUCGUCCUCCUCAUCCUCUGUCGCCGAAUGUUCCGGUGGGAUCGACAUAAGACAUUUGGACGUGUCUUACAACGAUAUUAAAUUACUUAAAAACGAUUCCGAUUUGAUUAAAUUAAAAAGAUUGCAAGGUCUUUACUUGCAAAAUAACCUCUUAUCGGAAAUCGGUAGCGGCGCGUUUGCCGGAUUGUUAUCAUUAAGAGUAUUAAACAUUUCAAACAACAAUCUGAGAUCUUUACCGGAAGGUUUGUUCGUGAGUUCAAGAGAAUUACGAGAGAUAUAUUUGCAAAACAAUGGUUUGACGGAAUUGGCCGCGGGUAUAUUUCACCGCUUGGAGCAACUUUUGGUACUCGAUUUGUCCGGUAACAUGCUCACGAGCAACCACGUCGACGACGGUACAUUUCUCGGAUUAAUAAGACUGAUCGUAUUGAAUUUAUCACACAACUCUUUAAACCGAAUUGAAGCAAAGACUUUUAAAGAUCUUUUCUUUUUACAAAUCCUCGACCUUCGAAAUAAUUCCAUACAACACAUACAGGACAACGCUUUCCUUCCGUUGUACAACCUUCACACGUUGAACCUGGCCGAAAAUCGUUUGCACAACAUCGACGCUCAUCUUUUCAACGGUUUGUUCGUGUUGAGCAAACUCACGCUGAGCGGAAACAUGAUCAUAUCCAUCGAUCAGCAAGCUUUUCGCAAUUGCUCAGAUUUGAAAGAAUUAGAUUUAAGUUCGAACGCACUGGAAAAAGUUCCAGAAGCUCUGAGAGAAUUAUCAUUUUUGAAAACUCUUGAUUUGGGAGAAAAUAAAAUUAGCGGAUUUCGUAACGGGUCGUUUAAGGGUUUAUCGCAAUUGACGGGAUUGCGUUUAAUUGAUAACGACAUAGGAAACCUCACGAAAGGAAUGUUUUCCGAUCUUCCGAGUUUGCAAGUUCUCAAUUUGGCAAAGAAUAAAAUUCAACAAAUAGAACACGGCACGUUUCACUACAACACGCAAUUGGAAGCGAUAAGACUCGAUGCUAAUUUCAUCGUAGACAUAAACGGAGUUUUUUCAUCUCUACAAAGUUUGCUGUGGUUGAACCUGUCGGAAAAUCAUUUGGUGUGGUUCGAUUAUGCCUUCAUACCGUUAAAUUUAAAAUGGUUGGACGUUCACGGUAAUUUUAUAGAAAGUUUAGGAAAUUAUUAUAAAAUACAAGAUGAGUUGCACGUGAGAACGUUAGACGCGAGUCAUAAUCGCAUAUCGAGCAUAUCGCCCCUCUCGAUUCCCAACAGCGUCGAAUUAGUUUUUAUAAAUAAUAAUUUCAUAACGAACGUACAUCCGAACACGUUUUACGACAAGUCCAAUUUGGCUCGAGUCGACAUGUACGCGAAUCAAAUAGAAAAAUUAGAUAUAAAUUCUCUGAGAUUGAAACAAGUGCCGGAAAACAAAACACUUCCGGAAUUUUACAUCGGAGGGAAUCCUUUUCACUGCGAUUGCACAAUGGAUUGGUUGGGAAUGAUCAACAACAUGACCCUCCGCCAAUAUCCGAAAGUCAUGGAUUUGGAUAACGUCAUGUGCAGGUUGACGUUUUCGAGAGGAUCGACGCUCGUACCGACGACGGAAACGAAAUCUUCGGAUUUCCUUUGUAAAUACGACACUCAUUGUUUCACACUUUGUCACUGUUGCGAUUACGACGCGUGCGAUUGCGAAAUGACGUGUCCGCAAAAUUGUUCUUGUUACCACGAUCAGUUGUGGACGACGAACAUCGUAGAAUGUUCGAAUAGAAAAUUGAAUGAAAUACCCGUUAGAAUACCCAUGGACGCAAAUGAAGUGUAUUUAGACGGUAAUCAUUUAAAAGAAUUACAAAAUCACGUUUUCAUCGGACGUAAAAACAUGAGAGUUUUAUACGUGAACAACAGUCAUGUUGAAUCGAUACAAAAUCGAACAUUCAACGGUUUGAAUUCUUUACAAAUCCUUCAUUUGGAGGAUAACAACCUUCACGCCUUGAAAGGUUUCGAAUUCGAACACCUUUCCCACCUUCGAGAACUUUAUUUGCAAAAUAAUAAAAUAUCCCACAUAGGUAACAUGACUUUGCUUCCGCUUCGCUCUUUAGAAAUACUACGAUUGGACAACAAUCGUUUGGUUACCUUUCCCGUGUGGCAACUAACGUUAAACACUUAUUUAGUUGAGGUUACCUUAAGCAACAACCAGUGGUCGUGCCGGUGUAAAUUUUUAGUCGAACUACAAACGUGGAUUUCGGAUAACGAACCCAAAGUGACUGACAGUUCGGAAAUUAUGUGCGUCGAUAAUAAUUCCCGGCCUCCUUAUCGUAGAAGUAUUGAUAUUAAUAACACGGCAUGCAGUGAUUACUAUUCCGGAAGUUCGGUCAUUCAAAGUUUGAUGGUAUCGCACUAUUGGCCAAUGGUCAUUGUUACGCUAUCGACUUUCGUACUGAUUCUUUUCGUAAUGAUGCUCGUGUUUAUAUUUAGAGAUUCAUUGAAAGUGUGGGUUUACACGAAAUACGGUGUGAGAAUAUGGAAUUUCAAAGGUGGAAUGGGAAGUUGCGAAGACAGAGAAAAACUUUACGACGGUUACGUAUGUUACAGUCCGAAAGACGAAGAAUUCGUUUUGCAAAGCAUCGUCGCUGAACUCGAACACGGAUCGCCUUCUUUUCAAUUGUGUCUUCACUACAGAGAUCUUCCCCAACCGUCUCCGUACAUGCAAAACACUUCGCCGGUCGUUGUGGAAGCCGCCGAAGCGAGCAGGAGAGUCAUAUUAGUUUUGUCUAGAAAUUUUUUACAGACCGAAUGGUCUCGGUUUGAAUUUCGUCAAGCGUUGCACGAAGCAUUGAAAGGGCGCAUCUUCAAACUUGUACUCGUCGAAGAGGGAAGCAGUUUGCCCGAGGCGGAACUGGAUCCAGAUCUUCGACCGUAUCUCAAAACCGGAGCACGAGUGAGGUGGGGAGAAAAACGGUUUUGGGAGCGGCUUAGAUACGCGAUGCCCAGCGGGGACAAGCAUCACACCAAGAGCACCAACUACCCGGCAAUGGCCGCCGCCAUGAACGACAUGGCUCCACCCGCGUAUUGUGCCAACGUUCCUCCGACAAGCCAAGACGUCGACGAUGCCAAUUAUUCAUCCGCGGCGACGGCUACACCUUCUCCGAAGCCUUCGCACAGGCAUCAAUCAUCGUCAAACGAUCAAAAUUCUAGGCCUAAUUCCGAACACAUAUAUUCAUCAAUAGAUUCGGACUAUUCGACGCUCGAAAGAAAUUCAAACAGGCGGCAAAAUGGAGUUCUACAACGACCGGGAGCUCCCUGGAGGCCGGCAGAUUCCAUAGUCGAUUCAUCGGGCGUACAGGCUUACCUGGUGUGA